Rana temporaria (common frog) is the source of this 6750-nucleotide messenger RNA. RefSeq names its product calcium voltage-gated channel subunit alpha1 F (gene CACNA1F). Gene Ontology annotation, molecular function: high voltage-gated calcium channel activity. The record is from RefSeq and is a predicted model, not a curated record. The transcript is spliced from 48 exons. Gene Ontology annotation, cellular component: voltage-gated calcium channel complex; membrane. The coding region runs from base 315 to 6407 and encodes 2030 amino acids. Lineage: Eukaryota; Metazoa; Chordata; Amphibia; Anura; Ranidae. Gene Ontology annotation, biological process: calcium ion import across plasma membrane.
UUCUCUAAUCUCUCGUGUUCUUCUCCUUUCCAGCCCAGAAGAGAGGAAGGGGAGAGUUAGAAUGCCGGAGGAGCCAUAAGGGCGUCGGUGGAUAGAGGCCGGAGGACCGUCGGUGGAUAGAGGCCGGAGGACCGUCGGUGGAUAGAGGCCGGAGGACCGUCGGUGGAUAGAGGCCGGAGGACCGUCGGUGGAUAGAGGCCGGAGGACCGUCGGUGGAUAGAGGCCGGAGGACCGUCGGUGGAUAGAGGCCCGGAGGACGUUGAUGAUCGUCCGCGGUUCGUCGAAAAAGUCCGCGGCGCCUUGUAAUAAGGAGGAUGUCGGAGACGGAGGAAAAUGAAAAAGGGCCCGCGCCGCCGUACUCCAGCGAAGAGGCGGAGCCGUUUAUGGAAACAGCAGAGGCGGUCCUAACCUGUUGGCGAUAUUCCAUGGAUGGCGUGGUGAUGAAUGGAACCGAUACACUAAAUUCAACCGCCAGCUCCCAGGCUCACAAGAAACGCCAGCACUACAGCAAGCAUAAAAACCAAGGAGGGGGCGGAGUGCACCGCAGCCCGAGGGCUCUCUUCUGUUUGUACCUCAACAACCCCAUACGAAGGGCCUGCAUCAGCAUUGUGGAGUGGAAACCUUUCGAUAUCCUCAUACUCAUGACUAUCUUUGCCAACUGUGUGGCGCUGGGUGUCUACAUCCCCUUUCCUGAAGAUGACUCCAACAUAGCCAACCACAACCUGGAACAAGUGGAAUAUAUCUUCCUCAUCAUUUUCACGGUGGAAAGUUUCCUGAAGAUUAUUGCCUAUGGUCUGGUCCUGCACCCCAGCGCCUACAUCAGAAACGGCUGGAACUUGUUGGAUUUUGUCAUUGUUGUCAUUGGGCUUUUCAGUGUUAUCCUGGAACAGUUUUCCCACAAACAAGGAGAUGCUCAUCACAUGAGCGGGAAGCCUGGCGGCUUUGAUGUGAAGGCGCUAAGAGCGUUUCGUGUGCUACGACCUCUGCGACUCGUAUCCGGCGUCCCAAGCUUACACAUUGUUCUGAAUUCCAUCAUGAAGGCCAUGGUCCCGCUGCUGCACAUCGCGCUCCUCGUCUUGUUCGUCAUCAUUAUUUACGCCAUCAUUGGACUGGAGCUCUUCAUUGGCCGGAUGCACAAGACCUGUUUCUACGUUGGGUCGGACCUUGUCUCAGAGGAAGAGCCUGCGCCCUGCGCUUUCUCCGGCCACGGAAGGGAAUGUCAUUUGAACAGCACAGAGUGCCGCGGCAAGUGGGAGGGACCCAACGGCGGCAUCACCAACUUCGACAAUUUCUUUUUCGCCAUGCUGACCGUCUUCCAGUGCAUCACUAUGGAGGGCUGGACAGAUGUUCUGUACUGGAUGCAGGACGCCAUGGGCUAUGAACUCCCCUGGGUUUACUUUGUCAGCUUGGUUAUUUUUGGAUCGUUCUUCGUCUUAAACCUUGUGUUGGGUGUCUUGAGUGGUGAGUUCUCUAAGGAAAGAGAGAAGGCCAAAGCCCGGGGCGACUUCCAGAAACUGAGGGAGAAGCAGCAAAUGGAGGAAGAUAUGAAGGGUUAUUUAGACUGGAUCACCCAAGCUGAGGACAUCGAACCGGAAGGAGAAGAUAGAGAAGAAAGACACAACCUCACGUUGGCCGACCUGACUGGCAGGAGGAAGGGAAAACUCCAGUGGUUAAUGCAUCCUAACCAUUCCUCAGAAGCCCACACAAGCCUUCCUGCCAGCGAGACCACCUCACUCAACACAGAGAAUAUAGACGAUGAGCACAGCAACUGCUGCACCCUGUGCCUGAGUAAGUUGUCACAGACUGGCUGCUGCCGAAAGGUGAAGCGAUGGAACCGAGCUUUCCGGAGGAAAUGUCGGCUGGCGGUUAAGUCGGUCACCUUCUAUUGGAUGGUUCUGAUCCUGGUCUUCCUGAACACGCUGACAAUCGCCUCUGAGCAUUACCGGCAACCUGACUGGCUGACGCAGAUACAAGCCUACGCCAAUAAGGUGUUGCUCUCUCUCUUCACGGUGGAAAUGCUCCUCAAGUUGUACAGUUUGGGGUUCCAUGCCUAUUUUAUGUCGUUCUUCAAUCGCUUUGACUGCUUUGUGGUGUGCGGGGGAAUUUUGGAGACCGUCCUGGUGGAGUUCCAUAUCAUGUACGCCCUGGGGAUCUCCGUCUUGCGCUGCGUCCGGCUCCUCAGGAUCUUCAAGGUCACCAGACACUGGGCAUCGCUAAGUAACCUGGUCGCCUCCCUGCUGAACUCCAUGAAAUCCAUUGCUUCUUUACUGCUGCUUCUCUUCCUCUUCAUCAUCAUCUUCUCCUUGCUUGGGAUGCAGCUCUUCGGAGGAAAAUUCAACUUCGACGAGACCCAGACCAAAAGGAGCACCUUCGACACGUUCCCUCAGGCGCUGCUCUGCGUCUUCCAGAUCCUUACCGGAGAGGACUGGAAUGCAGUGAUGUACGAUGGGAUCAUGGCAUAUGGGGGGCCGUUUUUCCCUGGAAUGUUGGUCUGUAUAUAUUUCAUCAUCCUCUUCAUUUGUGGAAACUAUAUCUUACUGAACGUCUUCUUGGCUAUCGCUGUGGACAAUUUGGCAGAUGCCGAUAAUAUCAACACUAAAGACAAAAAGGGAGGGAAGAAAUCUGGGAAGAAAGAGGACAGCUCAGUUAAGGUUCCCUGUGAGGAAGAUAAUGAGGAAGAUAAUGAGGAAGAAGAAGAAGGAAGUGAAGAAUCUGAGGAGGAGGAAGAUGAGGAGGAAGGAAGCCUUCCGGACUCCCACCUGGAUAAACUGGCAGAGUUCGCCCCAAAGGAGAAAGUUCUUCCGAUCCCAGAGGGCAGCGCCUUCUUCAUUCUCAGCAACACCAACUGCCUCCGAGUUGGGUGCCAUCGUUUGAUACAUCAUCACAUCUUCACUAACCUCAUCCUGGUCUUCAUUAUCCUCAGCAGCAUCUCUCUGGCAGCAGAGGAUCCGAUUCGUGCCCAUUCCUUCCGAAACCACAUUUUGGGAUAUUUUGAUUACGCUUUCACCUCGAUCUUCACCGUAGAGAUCCUCCUUAAGAUGAUGGCGUACGGCGCCUUCUUGCACAAAGGCUCCUUCUGCAGGAACUGGUUCAACCUCCUGGAUCUCCUCGUGGUCAGCGUGUCCCUUAUCUCCUUCGGGAUCCACUCCAGCGCCAUCUCGGUGGUGAAGAUUCUCCGUGUGCUGAGAGUGCUGCGCCCGCUGAGAGCCAUCAACAGAGCCAAGGGGCUGAAGCAUGUGGUCCAGUGCGUGUUUGUUGCCAUCCGAACGAUCGGUAACAUCAUGAUCGUCACCACCCUUCUCCAGUUCAUGUUCGCCUGUAUAGGGGUUCAACUCUUUAAGGGGAAAUUCUAUAGCUGCACCGAUGAGGCAAAGCACCGUCCUGAGGAAUGCAAGGGCACAUUCAUCAUCUACAAGGAAGGAGACGUCACCCAUCCAAUGGUGAGAGAGAGGAUCUGGCACAACAGCGAGUUCAACUUUGACAACGUUCUGUCGGGGAUGAUGGCGCUCUUCACCGUCUCUACAUUCGAAGGCUGGCCAAAUCUUCUGUACAAGGCCAUCGAUGCCAAUGGGGAGAACGUGGGGCCCAUUUACAAUUACCGGGUGGAGAUUUCCAUCUUCUUCAUCGUCUACAUCAUCAUCAUCGCGUUCUUCAUGAUGAACAUCUUCGUAGGUUUCGUCAUCAUCACGUUCCGGGCGCAGGGGGAGCAGGAGUACAAGAACUGCGAGCUGGACAAGAACCAGCGUCAGUGUGUGGAGUACGCCCUGAAGGCCCAGCCCCUGAGGAGGUACAUCCCCAAGGCGAAGUACCAGUACAAGGUCUGGUAUAUGGUCAACUCCACCGGCUUUGAGUACAUCAUGUUUGUGCUGAUCCUCCUCAACACUAUUGCCCUGGCAAUGCAGCAUUAUGAACAAUCGCAGCCAUUUAAUUACGCCAUGGACAUCCUGAAUAUGGUCUUCACCGGACUCUUCACAGUGGAGAUGGUCCUCAAGCUCAUCGCAUUCAGGCCAAAGCAUUAUUUCUGCGAUGCCUGGAACACGUUUGACGCCCUCAUCGUGGUCGGGAGCUUGGUGGAUAUCGCGGUGACAGAAGUCAAUAAUGGAUGGCAUGUCGGGGAGAGCUCAGAAGACAGUUCCCGAAUCUCCAUCACCUUCUUCCGACUCUUCCGUGUCAUGCGCUUGGUGAAACUCUUGAGUAAAGGGGAAGGUAUUCGUACCCUGCUGUGGACCUUUAUUAAGUCCUUCCAGGCGUUGCCAUAUGUCGCUCUCCUGAUUGCCAUGAUCUUUUUUAUCUACGCCGUCAUCGGGAUGCAGACGUUCGGAAAAAUCGCCAUGCAGGACGGAACGCAGAUCAACCGCAAUAACAACUUCCAGACCUUCCCCCAGGCAGUGCUGCUGCUCUUCAGGUGUGCCACGGGGGAGGCCUGGCAGGAGAUUAUGUUGGCCAGCUUGCCGGGCAAGAGAUGCGACAGCGAAUCCGACUUUGCCCCGGAGGAAGAGUUCACCUGCGGGAGCAACUUCGCCAUCGUGUAUUUCAUCAGCUUCUUCAUGCUCUGCGCCUUUCUGAUUAUUAACCUGUUUGUAGCCGUCAUUAUGGAUAAUUUUGAUUAUCUGACCAGAGAUUGGUCUAUUCUGGGCCCCCAUCAUUUGGAUGAGUUUAAAAGGAUCUGGUCUGAAUAUGACCCCGAGGCCAAGGGCCGUAUUAAACAUUUGGAUGUGGUGACCUUACUACGUCGGAUCCAGCCUCCCCUGGGAUUCGGCAAGCUGUGCCCGCACCGCGUGGCAUGUAAGAGACUGGUUGCCAUGAAUAUGCCUCUGAAUUCGGAUGGCACUGUGACCUUCAAUGCCACCCUUUUUGCCCUGGUGAGGACCUCGCUGAGGAUCAAAACGGAAGGGUGUCUGGAUGCUGCUAAUGAAGAGCUGAGAGCCGUCAUUAAGAAGAUCUGGAAGAGGACGAAACAGAAAAUAUUGGAUGAGGUCAUCCCGCCGCCCGAAGAGGAGGAGGUGACCGUGGGAAAGUUUUACGCCACUUUCCUUAUUCAGGAUUACUUCCGUAAAUUCCGACGGAGAAAGGAGAAGGGUCUUCUAGGAACGGAGAACCUACCUAGCAAUUCCACCACACUACAGGCUGGACUGAGGAGUCUGCAGGACCUGGGAUCUGAGAUCCGCAGAGCCCUAUCAUCUGAGCUAGAGGAGGAUGAUAUCUCUGAAUUCCAGGGCAUGGCAAACCAGACUGCAGAGGAUACGACCCUGUGUGAGAGCGCACCGGACCUAACCAAUGGACGUCUCUCUUCGUCCGUGUUGUCGCUUACUAAUUCCAUCGGAGGACGCGAUGAGCAGCCUCCAGCUCCUCGUAGAUCAUCCUUGGUCAACCGAUCCGGUGGUGGCUCAAAAGACAGCCUCCUGACACUUCCACCACCAGCCAGUGCCACCAGCGGGAAGAAAAGGCAGCUCAACACACGCAGGAGGAGCUCCGAUGGAACAUUCGUACCGCCCACUGUACAUGAACAGGAGGAGACCGACGACGAGCCAAGGUCCAAGACAUCCUCACCUGUGUACAGCCCCGGGAGGGAGAAGGACAAAAUUCAACGUGCAGAUGACGGUAUGAAGCGUCCGGUGUCUCCCGAAGACCGGAUGAAAACUCAGCCGCCACCUUCUCCACCUCCUGCUGCUCCCCAGGCUAAUGGCACCCUGGAGGGCAGAGCAGCCCCUCCUCGCAGGAGGCUACUACCCCCUACACCAGGAAAUAAAUCUGCUUUCAGCAUUCAGUGCCUGAAGAGACAAGGAAGCUGUGAUGAUAUCCCCAUUCCGGGAACCUACCAUCAAAAUGCACCCCCCGGCCGAACCAGAGUUUAUGGAAGUUCAGAUUCCUGGCAAAGGUCAAGUUACGAAUCCAACGGCGGUUCCAAUUCCUGGGCCAACCCUCCAAAACGUGGCCGCCUCCUCUACGCCCCGCUUAUCCUGGUGGAAGAAGACAGCAACAUGCCCACCAUCCCUUGCGCUCACUGGUAUAGGGAGGAGGAGGAGGGCAAGACUCCUUAUUGCACCUAUACCCAGCUGUGUGUACCCGGGCAGAGGCUGACGGAGAAGAGGGGCAGUGCGGACAGCCUGGUAGAGGCGGUCUUGAUCUCCGAAGGGCUGGGGCUCUAUGCACGAGACCCCAAGUUUGUUGCGUUUGCUAAAAGGGAGAUUGCGGACGCCUGUCAUAUGACGAUCGACGAAAUGGAGAGCGCGGCCAGCGACCUCCUAAGCCAGAGCCGUAAAGGCAGCUGGGCCGGGAGCACCACUGGACUACCUGGUGGAGAGGACGCGAUGGGACAAGGGCUUUUUUACAGCGAUGAAGAAUCUGUGCACUGUAGAGACGAGGAAGAGCUGCGAGACGAGAUGGCUUGUGUGUCCUCCUUCUGAGACUCUAUUCCUUUCCGAGAGGGGAGCCCAGCCAAAGCAACACUAAUGUUAUUUAGCAGCUAGACGAAUAUGGACAACUAGCAAAGCUCCAGCCAUACAAUGGAGCCAAAGAGACACUAGCUUGCCUUGCUACUUCAUCUAGAACUCCUAAAUCUGUCGUCAUGUCCCACCAACAGUGCAGGUUUUGUGGAUCUACACAUAAGAUUGCGAAGAAAUAAAUAUCCUUUGUAAGCUUACCAGCAAAACAUGCAUUGUUGGUGGGUAGAUGCGGCUCUUUAAUUAGGUGGUCACCUAAGGCCUCGCACUCACAGGGGCCUCACGGUCGCCUAACUUACCCAAUGCA